Messenger RNA from Strongyloides ratti, 1428 nucleotides. RefSeq lists its product as hypothetical. NCBI's taxonomy places the organism in Eukaryota, Metazoa, Nematoda, Chromadorea, Rhabditida, Strongyloididae. The transcript is spliced from 3 exons. The record is from RefSeq and is a predicted model, not a curated record. Bases 1 to 1428 code for a protein of 475 amino acids.
AUGAGCCGUCGUAUUGUUAACAACGAUCAAUCUCAAAAUGGUAGAAAUAGUGCUAAUGCAGUAUCUGAUUAUAAUAAUUUUGAUAAUCAUGAGUAUAGUAUCAGCAAUAGUUAUGACUUGGAAGAUCAUACUGAUAAAGAUAUUGAAAAAACUAUUCAAAAAUUUGAAAAAACUCUUUAUAUUUAUGGAGGUACUAACACAACAUGUUCUGAAGUUGUACAAAAUGUUUAUACAAUAUGUAAUGAAGAAACAAAUCUUGUAAAAUUACCACUAUUAAAUGAUCCUGGAUUCAAAUUUAUUUUAGAAAAAUAUGAAAUAUCUCAACUUUUUCUUGAAAAUAUUAUGAAAAUGGAAAUUUGUGAUGACAUAAAAUAUACUGAUAAUACUUUUUCUUCUACAACUCUUAGUCGUAUACAUGAUCUUUUGUUAGAUAAAAAAGUAAAUUUCUUCAAAAGAGUAGAACAAAUUUUAUACAUGGCUUUAAGAUAUUACCUUAUACAGUAUAAUGAAUCAUUUAACAGAGUUCAUCUUUUAAACUCUAUUGAAAAACAACUUUUGGAUAUUUUGAAUGCACCUAUUACUUUUGAAAUUAGAAAACUUUUGUUAACUAUUAUAAUAUUAAUUGCCACACAUCCAAGCAUUAAAGAACGAUAUAUGAUUGCAUCAGAACAUUUUGUAAAAUUAAUUUCUUACAAUGUUAUAAUGUUACACUACACUCCAGAAAUGAAUAAUAUAGUUAAAGAAACUAUACCAAAAGAUGAAGAAUAUGAAUAUAGAUUAAUGGUUAAAACAUUUAUUGAUGAGUUUUGUUGUAAUACUUCGUUUAAAAAACUACCAAAUUGUGUCUACGCUAUCAAUGAUUUUUUGGGAUUGUUUCAAAAUGUAUCAACUGACAUGGUUAAGGAAAUGUACUUUUUUGUCACUAAUUCUAACGUUAAUAAGAUUCAGUAUGAGAAAAAAAUGAAAAAAAUUGUAGCCCUUAUUAAAUGUCUUAAAAUGCCAUUAUUAAAUUUAUGUAAUCCUGCUAAAGCAAAAUGUCUUUAUAAAUGUUCAAGAGUAUUUGAAAUAUUUAAAUUUGUUACUAAGUUUGUAACUCUUAUUUGGGACAAUAAUGAUAUCAAAAAAAAUAUUUCAAAAAAUUCUUUUAAUAUUUCUACAAAAGAAAUUUUUGUAGAAAUAGCUUCAGCUGUACUUCCAAUUUGUAGUGUUCAGACUGAAAAUUAUCACAUGAAGAAAUGUUUUUACUUAGUAAGUAAAUGGAAAAGAAUUAUGAAUACACUAUUUGUAUUAGAAAAUCCAGAUGAUCAAUAUGAGAAAUUAACUUUAAAUUUCAAUUUAUACAAUAGUUUUGCUUUUUAUAAAGUCGAAUAUGAAAGACUUUAUAUAAAAUAUUGUCGAAACUUGGGCUAUAAAAUGUCUUUUGAUUAA